This is a messenger RNA of Tachyglossus aculeatus (Australian echidna), 2736 nucleotides long. Its product is annotated as zinc finger protein 239-like. The coding region runs from base 33 to 938 and encodes 301 amino acids. The transcript has 3 exons. Lineage: Eukaryota; Metazoa; Chordata; Mammalia; Monotremata; Tachyglossidae. Gene Ontology annotation, biological process: regulation of transcription by RNA polymerase II. Gene Ontology annotation, molecular function: DNA-binding transcription factor activity; RNA polymerase II cis-regulatory region sequence-specific DNA binding. The record is from RefSeq and is a predicted model, not a curated record.
UGGAAAAGCACCGAGCUGGGGCCGGCGACCCGAUGAGCGGGCCGGCGGAGGAGCCGGGCGCCUCUCCGGGCGCCUCUCCGGGAGCCCCGGACGAGGAGGAGGGCCUCGGGGACGAGACCAGCCUGGUCAUCCACCACCAGGCCGAGGAGAAGGCGUUCCUCUGCAUCCUGUGCGGUAAGAGCUUCAGCCAGCAGCCCAGCCUGACGCGGCACCAGAAGAACCACGCGGGCGAGCGCGGCUUCAUCUGCCCCGAGUGUGGCAAGAGCUUCAGCCUGAAGCACAACCUCAUCAUCCACCAGCGCAUCCACACGGGCGAGCGGCCCUACCAGUGCGCCCAGUGCGACAAACGCUUCAGCCUGAAGCAGAACCUGCUGACCCACCAGCGCAUCCACACGGGCGAGAAGCCGCACCAGUGCCCCGACUGCGGGAAGCGCUUCCGGGAGCCGCGCUUCCUCCUCAACCACCGGCGGACGCACACGGCCGAGCGGCCCCACGGCUGCCCCGACUGCGGCAAGGCCUUCAAGGAGAAGCAGGCCCUGGCCGCCCACCGGCGGACCCACACGGGCGAGCGGCCCUACCGGUGCGGCGAGUGCGGGAAGGGCUACAGCCAGCGCACCUUCCUGGCCCGGCACGAGCGGGCUCACCGCGGCGAGAGCCCCUUCGCCUGCGCCGACUGCGGGAAGAGCUUCAGCUGCCAGAGCGGGCUGGCCACCCACCGCCGCACCCACACGGGAGAGCGGCCCUUCUCCUGCCCGCAGUGCGGCAAGAGCUUCACCCAGAAGGGCUCCCUGAAGAUCCACCAGCGGGUCCACGACGGGCGGGCGCCCUUCAGCUGCGCCCAGUGCGGGAAGAGCUUCGCGCAGAAGGUCAACCUCACCGCCCACCAGCGGGUCCACGCGGCCGAGGCGCCGGGCACCCCCCAGGGCCUGGCCCUGUGACGGCCCCCGGUUUGGCCCCGCUUUCUCCGGGCCAGGAACUCCGCCGACAGGACCACCAAGAAGGAUAUCGUGACCCAGCUGGCCAUUCCACCGUGGGGAAGGCACCUCAAGGCCCUUCAGAGGUGCACAGUUUCGGAAGAACCGCCCCGGGACGGUGGGCCCCCAUGGGCCUCAGUGACAAAGACCCGUUCACCCCAAAGAUCGCUCUCAGGACGCACCAGGAUCCUCAUGGGAAAGAAAGCCCCGACCUGACUAGGAAACAUACGGCAGUUGCGGAGGAAGAUCAUCCCACACGCUCGGCGGAGACCUCCUGGAACCUGGCAAGGUACCAUUUCAGAAGACGCCUCAAAGAACUCUGGAAAAUCCCAUUAUAGCCAAAUCACAUUCUCCCACUAAUAAAAAAACUCCCCUUGAGGGGAGAACUGGCUUCCACUCCCUCCCCCAAAGGUCCCCUCGCAAAGCGGUAGCUUGUGUUUCAUACCUCCGAUAUGGCUGCUAUGCUGGUGUCACUUGAAUGAUCGCCAUUUCUCCCACCGCCCUUUGCGGUGGCCUGUGGCUCCAUGGUACCGGAUCAUUCCCGUCGGUUGCGAUGAUGUUUCUCCUCCAUGGCUGAUGUCCUUAAAUGCGUUUGGCCAGAAGGCAUGAGGCCUUGGGAGGCACUGAUCCAGCGCUGGAGGAAAAAAAAAAACACUUCCAGCCACGUGAACCAAGAGGCGAAGUCCCCAAGGCAGGACAGGCCACCCCCAGAGAGGACACUGUCUAGCUAAAACCACCAGGUCACAAAGAGCGUAUAAAACCAUUUUCCUUGUUAGUCUGCCUUAGAACCCCUUAACUGGGCUGAUUUAAAAAUCCAGAUUUUCUUUCCCUUGCUGCUGCUGGUUGCUCGCUCGGUUUGCAUUUCACUCAGCUUGGGAAGGGAAGCGAAGCAGUGUGUUUCACUUUACCUUUGUCAAAGGGUCAAUGCACUUUCCGCUUCUCAAGCAGUACCCAAACAGCCCUUCGUUCAGGGUGAUCCAAUGUUUUCCUGCCCUUGGUAAAUCACAUUUUCUCUGUUUUAUCACAGAAGAACAUGGUUUCUUCAGCUCCUCACAGAUAGUUGGAUUUCAGCUUUUGCUUCGGGGCUAGGGGGUUAAACUAUCAAACACCCUCCCCCCGGCCCCCCGCCCAACACACACUUCCAAACAGGUUAGAUUAAUGCCCAGAGAUCUGCACAUACUCUAGUCUUAAAACCCCAGAAUAAUAUACAACAUAACCCCAAAAGUAUGUAACCCACCUCUUCCUCAUUUGGGGUAUAGAUCUUCUUGCUCUCUGAGAGGCCCAGUCCCAUGAAGACAAUUUCCCACUUACGGUAUCUCUAAAUGGGAAAAAACAAACAAAAAACAAACCAUCCAGGGAAUUUUGGGCCUGACUCCAUGUGAAAGUAACAUUAGACUCACGGGGCAGGUAGGAUUUUGGCCUAGGGUGGGAGAACUACAACAUCCUCUGUGUGGGAAAAGGCCAUAGUGAUAUAUAAGAAGGCUCGAGGUCUCUGUAUUCUCAAAGUCUAAGUUAGGUUCACCCCUAGACCCACAUGAGAGUAUUGACUUGGAGGUUUGGCCCCUAUCCUGUUUGUCUCUGGAGGAAGCAAGUUGGGUACCGUGACCCCUCUGAAAUGGAUAUCUCCCCCGCCGGUGAGAGGCCAAAUGGGAUCUUCUGGGGGUGCCUGGGACUGGGGGGUUUUGAAGUAAAGCGGUGUUGAGAGGGUGUGCCUGUUGUAGCUGAAAAUAGUUGUCAUGAAUAAAAACUACAUCAACAUGGA